This is a messenger RNA of Nannospalax galili (Upper Galilee mountains blind mole rat), 1503 nucleotides long. RefSeq names its product cytochrome P450 11B2, mitochondrial-like. Gene Ontology annotation, molecular function: steroid 11-beta-monooxygenase activity; heme binding; iron ion binding. NCBI's taxonomy places the organism in Eukaryota, Metazoa, Chordata, Mammalia, Rodentia, Spalacidae. The transcript is spliced from 9 exons. Gene Ontology annotation, cellular component: mitochondrial inner membrane; mitochondrion. Bases 1 to 1503 code for a protein of 500 amino acids. The record is from RefSeq and is a predicted model, not a curated record. Gene Ontology annotation, biological process: aldosterone biosynthetic process; cellular response to peptide hormone stimulus; cholesterol metabolic process.
AUGGCACUCAGGACGAGAGCAGAUGUGUGGCUGGCAGGAGGCUGGCAGUGCUUGCAUAGGACAAGGGCACUGGGCACCACAACAGUACCAGUCCCCAAGACGGUGCUGCCCUUCGAAGCCAUACCUCAGUACAGCACCAACAAGUGGCUGAAGAUGCUGCAGAUCUGGAAGGAUCAGGGCUAUGAGAACCUGCACCUGGAGAUGCACCAGGCCUUCCAGGACCUGGGGCCCAUUUUCAGGUAUAACACGGGAAGAACACAGACAGUGUCUGUGAUGCUGCCAGAGGAUGCUGAGAGGCUGUACCAGGUGGAUAGUGUACAUCCCUGCCGAUUGCCAGUGGAGCCCUGGGUGGUCCACCGGGAGCACCGCAGACUGAAGCUAGGCCUGUUCCUGCUAAACGGGCCUGAAUGGCAUUUCAACCGACUGAGGCUGAACCCAAAGGUGCUGUCACCAAAGGCUGUUGAAAAGUUUGUCCCCAUGGUGGACACAGUGGCAAGGGACUUCUCAGAGGCCCUAAAGAAGAAGGUGCUGCAGAACGCCCGUGGGAGCCUCACCUUGGACAUUCAGCCCAGCAUCUUCAACUAUACCAUAGAAGCCAGCAACUUUGCUCUUUUUGGAGAGCGGCUGGGCCUCCUUGGCCAUGACAUAAGUCCUGGUAGCCUGAAGUUCAUCCAUGCCUUGAAGUCCAUGUUCAAGUCCACCUCACAGCUCAUGUUCCUGCCCAGGAGUCUGACCAGCUGGACAAGCACCCAAGUGUGGAAGGAGCACUUUGAGGCCUGGGAUGACAUUACUGAGUAUGCCAACAAUCGCAUCUGGAAGGUUCACCAGGAGCUCAGACUCGGCAGCCAUCAGCACUAUAGUGGUAUUGUGGCAGAGCUAAUGUCCAAGGGAGAUUUGCCACUUGAGUCCAUCAAGGCCAACUCCAUAGAACUCACAGCUGGGAGUGUGGACACGACAGCUAUGCCCUCGCUAAUGACCCUCUUUGAGCUGGCUCGGAACCCGGACGUGCAGCGGGCCCUGCGGCAGGAGAGCCUGGCAGCUGAGGCCAGCAUCUCUGCGAAUCCUCGGAGGGUCAUCUCGGACUUGCCCCUGCUGCGGGGUGCCCUCAAAGAGACUUUGAGGCUCUAUCCCGUGGGAAGCACUGUAGAGAGAGUUCUAAGCUCAGACUUGGUGCUCCAGAACUACCACAUCCCUGCCGGGACAUUGGUCCUGUUUAAUCUGUACUCGAUGGGCCGAAACCCUGCAGUGUUCCCGAGGCCCGAGCGCUACAGCCCCCAGCGCUGGCUGGACAGGAGGAGAUCUUUCCAGCACCUGGCCUUUGGCUUUGGGGUGCGGCAGUGCCUGGGGCGGCGCCUGGCAGAGGUGGAGAUGCUGCUUCUGCUGCACCACGUGCUGAGAUCCUUCCAGGUGGAGACACUGAGGCAAGAGGACGUGCGGAUGGUCUACCGCUUUGUUUUGUUGCCCAGCUCUUAUCCCCUCCUCACUUUCCGGCCUGUCGGCUAG